Messenger RNA from Pipistrellus nathusii (Nathusius's pipistrelle), 993 nucleotides. NCBI's taxonomy places the organism in Eukaryota, Metazoa, Chordata, Mammalia, Chiroptera, Vespertilionidae. The record is from the annotation of a GenBank genome assembly.
AUGGAGCUGCACAUCCUGGAGCACCGCGUGCGGGUGCUGAGCCUCGCCCGCUCCGGCCUCUGGCUCUACACCCACCCGCUCAUCAAGCUGCUCUUCCUGCCCCGCCGGAGCCGGUGCAAGUUCUUCAGCCUCACGGAGACGCCCGAGGACUACACGCUCAUGGUGGACGAGGAGGGCUUCAAAGAGCUGCCCGCCUCGGAGUUCCUGCAGGUGGCCGAGGCCACGUGGCUGGUGCUGAACGUGUCGUCCCCCAGCGGCGCCGCCGUGCAGGCCGCCGGCGUCACCAAGAUCGCCCGCUCCGUCAUCGCCCCGCUGGCCGAGCACCACGUGUCCGUGCUGAUGCUGUCCACCUACCAGACGGACUUCAUCCUGGUGCGGGAGCAGGACCUGUCCGUGGUGAUCCACACGCUGGCCCAGGAGUUUGACAUUUACCGCGAGGUGGGCGGCGAGCCGGUGCCCGUGGCCAGGGACGAUGCCAGCAAUGGCUUCCCGCGGGCUCAGCACGCAGGGCCCAACCCCACGGUGCAUCCUGUCCAGAGCCCGCAGAACCGCUUCUGUGUCCUCACGCUGGACCCCGAGACUCUGCCGGCCAUCGCCACCACCCUCAUCGACGUCCUCUUCUACUCACACAGCGCCCCCAAGGAGGCAGCCCCUGGCGAUCCCGGGCCCAGCUCCAUCACGUUCUUCGCCUUCUCCCUCAUCGAGGGCUACAUCUCCAUCGUCAUGGACGCGGAGACGCAGAAAAAGUUCCCCAGCGACCUGCUGCUGACCAGCUCCUCGGGGGAGCUGUGGAGGAUGGUGCGCAUCGGGGGGCAGCCGCUGGGCUUCGAUGAGUGCGGGAUCGUAGCCCAGAUCGCGGGCCCCCUGGCCGAGGCCGACAUCUCUGCCUACUACAUCAGCACCUUCAACUUCGACCACGCCCUGGUGCCCGAGGACGGCAUCGGCAGCGUCAUCGGCCUCCUCCAGCGACGGCAGGAGGGCCUGGGCUCCUGA